AUGUACCUGGCUUUUGUCACCGACUUUAUAUGGCAUGAUGAUCCAGACCUAUUUUCGAGUAACAUCUCACACUCCAGGAUGCAUUUUUCAACUGCCUCGGUGCUCGCUACACUGAUCUCUGCGGCUGCCGCUGCCAAGCAGAUGCAGAUCAACUACUACAGUGACACCAAGUGCAAGUCUUAUGCUGGCCAGGUCGAUGUCACUUGGGCCCAGAGUGUAUACUCGGGCAAGACCAACUGUUUCAAUUAUCAUUACGGCACGGCUAUGAACAUCGCGGAGUGCCAAGCUGGGGGGUGCUUGUGCAACCUUUACAGCGGGAAAAACUGCAACGAUUACAUGGAUCAGAUGCGGUACGGAGGCGAGUUUAGUUGUCGCCCUUGGGCUGAUCGGGUGCAAUCUUAUGCAUGCUACUAUGGUGCUUGA
Molecule: messenger RNA, 423 nt
Organism: Fusarium falciforme
Lineage: Eukaryota; Fungi; Ascomycota; Sordariomycetes; Hypocreales; Nectriaceae
Exons: 3
Coding region: 1-423 (140 amino acids)
Source: RefSeq, a predicted model, not a curated record